Messenger RNA from Trifolium pratense (red clover), 2160 nucleotides. RefSeq names its product rab escort protein 1. The coding region runs from base 62 to 1705 and encodes 547 amino acids. Gene Ontology annotation, cellular component: nucleus; Rab-protein geranylgeranyltransferase complex; cytoplasm. The transcript is spliced from 9 exons. The record is from RefSeq and is a predicted model, not a curated record. Gene Ontology annotation, biological process: intracellular protein transport; protein geranylgeranylation; vesicle-mediated transport. Lineage: Eukaryota; Viridiplantae; Streptophyta; Magnoliopsida; Fabales; Fabaceae. Gene Ontology annotation, molecular function: GDP-dissociation inhibitor activity.
AACCCUUGAUUUCUUUCACGGCACGGACGGCGAUUAACCUUCACCCGCCGCCGUGUUCGCCAUGACCGCAGCCGAAGAAUUAUCAUCGUAUCCUCCAAUUGAUCCAGUCAACUUCGAUCUCAUCAUUGUCGGAACCGGCCUUUCGGAAUCUAUCAUCGCCGCUGCCGCAUCGGCCGUUGGUAAAACCAUCCUCCACCUUGACCCUAACUCCUUCUACGGAAGCCAUUUCGCUUCUCUCUCCCUCGAAGAUUUCACCUCUUACUUGAAUUCCUCUCCCAAAUCCAUCACCGCCGAAAAACCAUCAACAACCGAUUCCGAUUACACCUUCGUAAACCUCAUUCAAAAACCUCUAUUCUCCGAUGCGGAGUUCAUUUCGUGUGAUUCCGUUGAGGAUUCAACGUUCCUUCGUGAAAAUUCGAGAAAAUUCAAUCUCGAUUUGGGAGGACCUAGAGCAUUAUUCAGCGCAGACAAAACAAUUGAUCUGUUGUUGAAAUCAGGUGCUGCACAGUACUUGGAAUUCAAAGGCAUCGAUGCCAGUUUCGUCUAUAAUGCGAAUGAGGGUUUGAUGAAUGUGCCAGAUUCUCGUGGAGCGAUUUUUAGAGACAAGAAUCUUUCUCUUAAGGAGAAAAAUCAAUUGAUGAAGUUUUUCAAACUUGUUCAGCAACAUUUGGGUGGUAAUGAGGAUGAGAAGAUUUCAGAGGAAGAUUUGGAGAGUUCUUUUGUUAGUUUUUUGGAGAAAAUCGGGUUGCCGCCGAAGAUAAAAUCGAUUCUUUUGUAUGCUAUAGCCAUGGUAGAUUUUGAUCAAGAAAAUGGCGAGGUUUGUAAAGACUUACUUAAAACAAAAGAUGGAAUAGACCGUUUAGCUCAAUACAGCUCAUCUGUUGGAAGGUUUCCCAAUGCACCGGGGGCUUUGCUUUAUCCUAUUUAUGGUGAAGGAGAACUACCACAAGCCUUUUGUCGUCGUGCUGCUGUCAAAGGUUGCAUUUAUGUUCUCCGAAUGCCGGUUAUUUUUCUGCUUACGGAUAAGGUGACUGGGUCGUAUAAAGGUGUUAGAUUAGCUUCAGGUCAGGAUUUAUACAGUCAUCAGCUAAUCCUGGACCCAUCCUUCACGAUUCCAUCAACACCAUCUUCGUCUCCUAAUGAUUCUUCCAGUGAAAGUUUCCAGAUAUUGAGUCAGAGAGAUAUUAAAGGAAUGGUGGCUAGGGGAAUAUGCAUCACAAGGAAUUCCAUAAAGCCAGAUGUAUCAAAUUGCUCUGUGGUGUAUUCUCCUAGAUCUCUAUAUCCUGACCAGGUUACAUCAGUCAGAGCUCUUCAGAUAGGAGCAAAUCUCGCUGUUUGUCCUGUGGGCACCUUUGUUUUAUAUUUUUCCACUUUGUGCAAUGAUGCCGAUGAAGGAAAGAAGUUACUAAAAGCAUCAAUGAAUGCUCUUCUUACACUGCCUGGUGUUCAAAGUGACAGUGAAGAUAGAAAACCUAUUGUGCUUUGGAGUGCAUUUUAUAUUCAAAAGUUAACUAUGAGUAAAUUUGAAGCUAUCAGUUCCACUCCUACACCAGACGGAAAUCUAAACUACAAUGACCUUUUAGACGCAACUGAGAAGCUAUUUGGUCAAAUGUACCCCAAUGAAGAAUUCUUCCCAAAGACGACAUCCCCUGAAGAUACUACAGAUGAUGAUGAAAAUGGGAUAAUUAUGGAGAACGGAUCAUGAUAAAAUUGCUUUGCGCAUUUCAAGUGAGAACUCCUACUCUCAAGAUCUUGGAAAAAUGAAGUUGUAUAUUAUAUGCACAUGCCCAGGCAAAUUGAAGAUAUAAAUUGUUGAGGUGAAUGAUUACGAUCCCAGAAAAAUUGUUGAGGCAGGUUCAAAGCAGUUGUUAAUUAUGAAAUUUCUUGUGAAUCAUACUGAUAAUGAUUGAGGUCUGUAUAUGCACUUAGGAGCGUUUGUUGAACGAAUCGCUACUCCAUGAUCUGUAGUUUAGUUUGUAUUUGAAAACGAUUUAGUUGCACAAUAGUCUGUAUGCUGUUAUGACUUGUUUGAAUACGUUGCAACAGUAUCCAAACUGAAGACCUGAAACAUUGUAGGUUGUACAAAGUACAAACACACUUGGGGAAAAAUUUUAUUGUCUUAAUAGACUGAAUCAAAUGUACUUUUUGUUAUGCCACAAA